AUGGUCGCUACAUCUUCGCUUGUUCAGCUGGCUUUGUUGCCUUGCCUUGUUCUCGGAUCUUCCAUUGCGCCUAGGACCAAAUCUUUUGACUAUGACUCUCUCACGUUGAGAGAAGUCGGCGCUCGGAACACCCUUGACUGGCGUGUGUGGCUCGAGAAAGACGGCCAGCCUAUUUCUUUCUGGCACGAUGUUCCUUUAUACCCUGAGAAGGGCAACAAUCGCAUCGUGAGCUACGUUGUCGAAAUCCCUCGAUGGACUGAUGGAAAGAUUGAGACUCGUCGCGAUGAGCCCAUGAACCCCAUCUUCCACGACGACAAGAAGAAGAAGCCCCGUUUCGUGGAAAGUGUCUGGCCUCACAAGUCUUACCCUUUCCAUUACGGAUCCAUCCCUCAAACCUGGGAGAGCCCCAACUUUGACCACGACUUUACUGGGUAUCCUGGUGACAACGAUCCCAUUGAUCUUUUUGACAUCAGCGAGGUUCCUGCCCAUGUUGGCCAAGUCAAGUCUGUCAAGGUCCUAGGCGGCCUUGCUCUCAACGAUGGCGGUGAGACUGACUGGAAGGUUAUCGCCAUCGACACCAAGGACCCUCUCGCCGAGCUCGUCGACACCGUCGCCGAUCUCGAAAAGUACCGCCCCGGUCUGUCAAAGACCUUCUACAACUGGUUCACAUACUACAAAGUCGCCCGCGGCGACUCCGUCCUCGAGAUCAUAGGAGGAGACUACCAAGACGCCAAGUUCAUGGCCAAGACCAUCAAGAGCAGCCACGGCGACUGGCAGGACCUCGUCCGAGGAAAGGUUGACUCCAAUGAGAUCAACUACAACCAGACCAGCAACAAGAAGUAUAAGAGCUAUGUGAAGAGCAAGGAUGCUACCAAGAAGUUUGGACUUCCUGCUGAGUCCAAGGUUCUUCCUGCUGCGGAGCGCCCGGGGAAAUAUGAUCUUUGGUAUUAUCUUAAUGAGGAUUUCAAGUUGAUCGAGCUUGGCAAGGAAUAA
Fusarium coffeatum is the source of this 993-nucleotide messenger RNA. RefSeq lists its product as uncharacterized. Gene Ontology annotation, biological process: phosphate-containing compound metabolic process. The coding region runs from base 1 to 993 and encodes 330 amino acids. Gene Ontology annotation, cellular component: cytoplasm; nucleus. The transcript is spliced from 7 exons. Gene Ontology annotation, molecular function: magnesium ion binding; inorganic diphosphate phosphatase activity. The record is from RefSeq and is a predicted model, not a curated record. Lineage: Eukaryota; Fungi; Ascomycota; Sordariomycetes; Hypocreales; Nectriaceae.